AUGAGUAGUCUCCGAACCGCCAGCGUUUUUAGUUUAUUGGAAAAUUUAAAUUGGAAACUCUUUAUAGAUAAAGGUGUUCACGUAACUCGUCUGAAAAGUUUAAAAUUUCUUUCAAGUGAACCGCACCUAUCAGUUCAGGAUCACGCAUAUCAGGCGAAGUUAGAUGCGUUACGUACAAUCAAUCUUAGCAAUGAACAACAAAUCGUUAAAGAUUUAGUUCUCAAUAACGAGGAUAAUGUAUUUUAUACAGGUGCCGCAGGAACCGGUAAAAGCGUACUUUUAAGAUCGAUAAUCAGCGGAAUUAGAAGAAAGUAUGGGAAAUCUUCAGUUGCAGUUACAGCAAUGACUGGUAUCGCGGCAAUAAACAUUGGUGGACAAACGUUACAUUCAUUUGCUGGACUUACCCCUCAAUCGAAUCUCCUGAACAUUGAAAGCCUUAUUAAAAAAAUCAAUAGGAGUCAUAGGAUAGUAAGAAGAUGGAAGAAAAUCAAAGCGUUGGUAAUUGAUGAAAUUUCUAUGCUUGAUGCUGAAUUGUUUGAUAAAUUGGAUCAUGUGGUUAAAAAUAUUCGUUGUGACAGUAGACCCUUUGGUGGAUUGCAGUUGAUUAUAACAGGAGAUUUUUGUCAGCUUCCUCCUGUCAAAGUAAAUAAUUAUUGUUUUGAUGCGGAAUCUUGGAAUUCGUUAAAUCAUUCGAUUCAACUAACCACCGUACAUCGACAAUCCGAACAAGAAUUUAUAAAGAUGUUAAAUGAGAUCAGAUUUGGAAACAUGUCUGAAAAAUCCAUCGAUAUAUUAAAUAAAUUAAAUCAAGCACCUGAAUACCAAAAUGAUGGAAUUGAAGUAACCGAACUGUAUCCCGUUAACAGAAUGGUUAAUGAAGUAAAUUAUAUGAAAUUAGCAUUCAAUACAAAUCAACAGUUUAUUUAUAAUGCAGAAGAUUGGGAACCUAAAUUUAACGGUCAAUUGAUAUCGCUCAGAAAUGGCUGCAUUGCUCCGUCAAGAUUAAGACUUAAAAUUAACGCUCAAGUCAUGUUAAUUAAGAAUUUUACAAAACAAUUGGUUAAUGGUAGUAAAGGAGUUGUGGUUGGAUGGUUUUCCAUACCAUCCGAGAAAUUUUAUGAUGAACAUGACGAAGUUCCAAGUCAUGAUGUAACUUUUGUAUUACCUGUUGUAAAAUUUACCAAUGGACAGACCAAGGUAGUUCCUUGGACAGAAUGGACCUUAAAGGACGAAACCGAACGGGUCGUGGCUCGACGUAUACAGAUCCCACUCAUUCUUUCUUGGGCAAUUAGCAUCCAUAAAAGUCAAGGACAAACCUUGGAACGCGUUAAAGUUGACCUAGAUAAGGUGUUUGAAAGAGGACAAACUUAUGUCGCGUUAUCCCGAGCGACCUCUCUUAAUUCGCUGCAAGUACUCAAUUUUUCACCAGAUAAAGUAAUGACCGAAGAAAGAGUAAAGAUAUUUUACGAUUUAUUAACGAACUUUUCUGCCAAUGGCAUAUCAUAG
Messenger RNA from Funneliformis mosseae, 1506 nucleotides. The record is from the annotation of a GenBank genome assembly. NCBI's taxonomy places the organism in Eukaryota, Fungi, Glomeromycota, Glomeromycetes, Glomerales, Glomeraceae.